CCGCUACAACGUCAAUGUGGAUGGCGCGUGUGCACAGUAUACACCUGAGCCAUAUACUUAUACAUACUUCGUCCCUGAAGGUUACACCUCCGGCUCCUAUUAUAUGGGCAGUGGAUAUCAUAGCAACGAUGGGGAAUCGGAUACGCGCUCCUGGAUACCUCGGUGCUUACCAGGCAGACUAUAGCGACAGCGUUACCCAGUAUACUAAGACAGUCGAGUACGCAAGCCAAUAUCCAGAUGGAAUCUUCCAAGCGCCGUUUACUGCAUUCGAGGACAACCAACCCCCGGCUUGGUACCCGUGGUAUUCAUCAGGAUACUAUAGUGCUAGAUCAGCCAGUUACUACGAUGUUUCUAAACCCACGCCAACUGGAUAUGGGCCGACAUCGUCUGCACCAGUGACUCCAACCCCUUCAGUCUAAGGUAAUAAGCACCUUGGGCCCAAGUAGAACUUUUCUUUGUGGUGCCAGCAUAUAAGAAACUAUCGAAUAAAUGAGGACAUGGUUGCCUACUCGUCCAUAUAUGUCCUGCCACGUGUUUGUAUGCUAGCACAAGUGAGAUGUGGAUGUGGCAGCAUGUGAUAGGACAACUUUUUAUAUAGAUGAUGUGUUAGUUUUCGAGGAUAUUAAGAGGAUCAUUCGCUUUGCUGUCAGAUGAAUGUCAGCUCAACUACUCCUGGCCAUCAUAUGGUGUCAACAGUGUUGUGCGG
This is a messenger RNA of Linderina pennispora, 706 nucleotides long. RefSeq lists its product as uncharacterized. The transcript has 2 exons. NCBI's taxonomy places the organism in Eukaryota, Fungi, Kickxellomycota, Kickxellomycetes, Kickxellales, Kickxellaceae. The record is from RefSeq and is a predicted model, not a curated record. Bases 15 to 419 code for a protein of 134 amino acids.